This is a messenger RNA of Moneuplotes crassus, 999 nucleotides long. The record is from the annotation of a GenBank genome assembly. Lineage: Eukaryota; Ciliophora; Spirotrichea; Euplotida; Euplotidae.
GCAUUGAAAAGAAUUCAAAUAAAAUUCUAAUGGGAUCUAAAGAGGAAGUUGUUACUAUUGCGAUGUUUCAAUCCUUGGAGAAGAAGUUUAAAAGGAUGUCGGCUGAGAUCAGAUCGUUGAAGAAGGAAAUGGAUGAGCUUAAAUAAUGAGAAAAAGGAGCUAAAAACAUCGAUUCAGAACGAACAUCCUGGAGAGGAAGUCGAUCAGGAAAGAAAAUUAAGAUCUAUUCCUAAGAAAUCGUUAAGAUUACACAAAAAUUUGAAGGAUAUCAAGACGAAUUUCAGGAUUUCACCCAAAAUUGACACAGAAAGCAUGAUGAAAGCAAUCAUCCCCGAGAAAGCACAUGUCAGUUGCUGAGACUACGUUAAUGAUAAAUAAAAGAGGAAAGAUGAAAAAGAAUGGAAACUAUACAGCAAAGGAACCAAGUGAGAAUCAUAAAAGCCCAAGCGCUUUAAAACAAAAACAAGCUCCCUCUUCAACAUUUAAAAGAACUAAAACAGCAUGAAAUAAAUCUAACAGUAAAGUCAGAUCCAAACGAACAAGGAAAAAUUCACCUAAAAACUUGAAUAAAACAGAAACUUCUGAGAACAAAUCCAUAUCUCAAAAAGGCAACAAAGAGGUUUGUUCCAAAGAUGUUAUCUCUGUCCUCACCAGGAAGCCUCUUAAGCCAAAUUUUCAGAAUGUAAAAUCAAGGAUAGACUCUCAUUGGGGCAGUGGAGUGCCAAAAUUGAACCAGGAUUCCACUAUGAACUCUGAAGAGAACAAAGAGCUAAUAACACCUAGUGGAUCUACCAAGAGUGGUAUAUCUAAGACGUCUAAUGACUCUCUCUUUCAGAGGAAUUGUGAAACCUCAAGUUCCAAUGGAUUUCAGGCUCAGGAGAUGACUGAGAACCAGCCUCAAGAAGACACCGUCUAAAAACGAAAAGACCCAAAUAACAAAGGAAUAGAAUACAAUAAGCUUCAAUUUAACAAAAAGAGACAGGGGUUUUGGGGUUUUGG